AUGGAUCUCCUGCCGAAAUUCGACGCUCAGGAGAUACUUUCUCUUCACUGCCCUCUUUGCUCAUUCCACAGCCACUGGACGGAGAAGCUUGAAAACCACUUUGUUAAAAGUCAUUUGGGCAGGACAGCGGAGUUUAAUCUCUAUCAGUGUUCUAUGUGCAAAAAGAUAGCCUCCUCCAAGGCUUUCAUAAUUGAACAUCUGGAGCUGCAACACAGGUCUGUAAAGGGAGAGGUUGAAGAAGAAGAGACGCCCACUAGUCCCUCCUCAGACAGCGACGUGAUCAUGCGUUCGGAGGGCGGUGAAAUGGUUCAACGUCCUGGUUCCACACCCGGCACUCACCUAAAUGUCUCACUUGGUUGCGCAGUGCCAAUAUUUUCGGGCCGUCUGCGAGGCGGAGAAAUACGUGAUGGUGAAUUUCACUAUCAGUGCCUCUUCUGUGAGUUCUCUACGUGUAGUAGAGAGGUGCUUGCCAGUCAUUAUGUUCAUCAUGGAAUAAAAAAUCUUCAAUGCUCUGAGAGGCCCCUUGCUGUCACUGCCGCAUCUUCGUCAACAACUACAUCGGUGUUGACGAAACCUAAGGAAAAGAAUUUGAAGAAGGAAGAUUUAGAGCUUCUUCGACCACCCGGUCAGCCUGGCUUCGAGUAUUAA
Messenger RNA from Hydatigera taeniaeformis, 648 nucleotides. NCBI's taxonomy places the organism in Eukaryota, Metazoa, Platyhelminthes, Cestoda, Cyclophyllidea, Taeniidae. The record is from the annotation of a GenBank genome assembly.